Cydia strobilella is the source of this 1081-nucleotide messenger RNA. It is a transcript of the gene Tcs3, whose product is annotated as tRNA N6-adenosine threonylcarbamoyltransferase. Gene Ontology annotation, cellular component: cytoplasm; EKC/KEOPS complex. Gene Ontology annotation, biological process: tRNA threonylcarbamoyladenosine modification. The transcript has 6 exons. Lineage: Eukaryota; Metazoa; Arthropoda; Insecta; Lepidoptera; Tortricidae. The record is from RefSeq and is a predicted model, not a curated record. Bases 62 to 1063 code for a protein of 333 amino acids.
UGGUAAACACGAGCGAGCAUUUCAGUUAUUAGCGAAAUUUUGUGAAUAUUUAGUUAUCCCAAUGGUUAUAGCCAUAGGUUUCGAAGGCAGUGCCAACAAGCUUGGCAUUGGUAUAGUGAAAGAUGGGGAAAUACUUGCCAACUGUCGCAGAACUUACAUCACACCACCCGGUGAAGGUUUCCUACCCAGAGAAACAGCAGAGCAUCACCAACAAAACAUCCAUGAAGUGCUUCAAGAAGCCUUUGAGCAGUCGGGCUUGAGUCCCACAGAUAUCGACGUUGUGUGCUACACCAAGGGACCCGGCAUGGGCGCUCCGUUGAUGGUGUGCGCCAUUGUUGCUAGGACUUGUGCUCUGUUGUGGAAGAAACCUAUAUUGGGUGUUAACCAUUGUAUUGGCCACAUAGAGAUGGGCCGCCUAAUCACCAAAGCAAACAACCCAACAGUAUUAUAUGUGAGCGGUGGCAACACACAGAUCAUUGCCUACUCCCGCCAGCGGUACAGAAUCUUUGGAGAAACAAUUGACAUUGCUGUUGGGAAUUGUUUGGAUAGGUUUGCAAGAGUCCUAAAGCUGUCUAAUGCCCCAAGCCCCGGCUACAACAUCGAGCAAGCUGCCAAGAAAGGCAAGAAGUAUGCUCAUCUGCCAUACUCUGUUAAAGGAAUGGACGUGAGCUUCUCCGGCAUCCUGUCGUACAUGGAGGACAAAAUCGAUGAAUUACUGAAGGAAUAUACACCUGAGGACCUGUGCUUCUCACUUCAAGAGACUGUCUUCGCUAUGCUGGUCGAGAUCACCGAGCGCGCGAUGGCGCAUUGUGGCUCUGAUGAGGUCCUAAUAGUGGGAGGCGUAGGUUGCAACGAGCGCCUUCAACAAAUGAUGGGAACCAUGUGCUCCGAACGCGGCGCCAACGUGUUCGCCACCGACGAGCGCUUCUGUAUCGACAAUGGCGUCAUGAUAGCUUAUGCUGGUGCCUUGGCGCACCAAUCAGGGGCCAGUAUGGAGUUUAAGGAUGCCACUAUAACGCAACGGUUUAGGACGGAUGAUGUACUUGUUACUUGGAGGGAUUAAAAAUUUAUUUUGAAACAA